Messenger RNA from Oncorhynchus kisutch (coho salmon), 8422 nucleotides. RefSeq names its product tau-tubulin kinase 1-like. The transcript is spliced from 15 exons. The coding region runs from base 332 to 5113 and encodes 1593 amino acids. Gene Ontology annotation, molecular function: ATP binding; protein kinase activity. NCBI's taxonomy places the organism in Eukaryota, Metazoa, Chordata, Actinopteri, Salmoniformes, Salmonidae. Gene Ontology annotation, biological process: protein phosphorylation. The record is from RefSeq and is a predicted model, not a curated record.
UAUCCACACUGCUAACCUUAUGCCUAACCCUAACCUUAAAUUAAGACCAAAAAGCAACAACAAAAUCAUGCAUUUUUACGAUAGCCAGACUUUUGGGCUGUGGUAACUAGUGGAAACCCUGAUUCAGAGGAGUAGAACGAAGCAGAUAACCGGGAGAAUGGAGACUGGUGCAACGACAAACGACACAUAGCCUAUGUCUUUACCACAACCUCGCUCAAGAAAUGAUGCACCUCUCAAAUUCCUCGCGCACCGAGGCCUUACACCGAAGUCAGAAGAUAAGGUAAAUGGCUGAAUCGAGUUGGGAGCUACUGUGCCUCUGUCUGGCCGACCAAUGCAGUGUGUAGGGACGGUCGUCCAGCCCGACGAAAACAUGAACGGAGCGGGGGAGCAGGUGGACAUCCUGUCUCCCAACUGCAUGGUAAAGGACCGAUGGAAAGUGCUGAAGAAGAUUGGUGGGGGAGGUUUUGGUGAGAUCUAUGAAGCAUUGGACCUGCUGACCAGGGAGAAUGUGGCUCUGAAGGUAGAGUCAGCCCAGCAGCCUAAACAGGUUCUCAAGAUGGAGGUAGCCGUCCUCAAGAAACUGCAAGGAAAAAAUCAUGUAUGUAAAUUCAUCGGAUGUGGAAGGAACGAGAAGUUUAACUAUGUGGUCAUGCAACUUCAGCAGGGGAGAAACCUAGCAGACCUGAGGAGGAGUCAGCCUCGCGGCACCUUCACCAUGAGCACCACGCUACGCCUGGGCAAACAGAUUCUGGAGUCCAUAGAGGCCAUCCACUCUGUGGGCUUCCUGCACAGAGACAUCAAGCCUUCUAACUUUGCUAUGGGUCGACUCCCCUCCACCUAUAGAAAGUGCUUCAUGUUAGACUUUGGCCUGGCUCGCCAGUACACCAACACUACCGGAGAGGUUAGACCGCCCAGAACUGUGGCGGGAUUUCGGGGAACUGUUCGUUAUGCGUCAGUAAAUGCUCAUAAAAACAAAGAAAUGGGUCGCCAUGACGAUCUAUGGUCGCUAUUUUACAUGUUGGUAGAGUUUGCAGUUGGUCAGUUACCAUGGAGAAAAAUUAAAGAUAAGGAGCAAGUGGGUCAGAUUAAAGAGCGCUACGACCACAGAAUGCUGCUCAAACACAUGCCUUCUGAGUUUUACAUCUUCCUGGAUCAUGUUUUAGGCCUUGACUACUUCACCAAACCAGAUUACCAGUUGCUGAUGUCGGUCUUUGAGAACAGUAUGAAGGAACAUAUCAUCACAGAGAACGAGCCUUUUGAUUGGGAGAAGGGAGGGACGGAUGGAGUGCCUCUGUCCACCAGCACGUCAACUCCCCCUCAACAGAACACACGACAGACUCCCGCCGUGAUCGGGGUGGUGAACGUGACUCUGGUUCCUGGGGAGCUGCCGAGGGAGAACACAGAUGACGUUCUACAAGACGAGCACCUGAGUGACCAGGAGAACGCUCCACCUGCAGUACCCAGCAGGCCUUGCGAGGGGACACCUCCCCAGAUGGAAGCCGAGGCGUGGAACGACACCGACUUAAACCGCAACCAACUCAGGAUCAGCAUCAGCAAGGGGAAGUUGGCUGCGGAGGAAGAGGAGCCUGCUAGAGGGACGUGUCCUGAUGCCCUCGUGGGUGGAGCUCCCCCAGAAAUGACUAGUGCUCAGGUCUGCGCUCUGCGGUACCGGAGGAUCAACAGCCCAGAGUCAGACCGUCUGUCCGCCGCAGACGGGAGACCAGACAUCUACGACAAACGAGGGUCUCGUAUGGACAUCCUGGGAUCCCCGUCCCGCCACGUGCAGUCCUCCCAGCCGGCCCAGAUGCACUCCCUGGAGGGAGGAGGUGGGGACAGGCAGGGUGGCAGUGGUAGACCAGGUCAAGAGGUCUCCGUAGCCUCUGUGGCCGACCCCGAGGCCCACAGUAACGCGUUCAUCCGGUCUGUACCACUCGCCGAGGAGGAAGACUUUGACAGCAAGGAGUGGGUGAUCAUCGACAAGGAGACUGAGCUCCAGGACUUCCUGGGUCUCCUGGGCCCAGGGGCUGAGCUUACCACCUCGGGGCCCACCACCGACGAGGAGCCUGAGGAGCUGAGGCCCCUAGACGAAAUGGAGGAGUGGAGGAGGUUACGGGGUGCUGGAGGUGGAGAGGUGGUGGUGAGGCCAAAGAUGCGAGCAGGAGGCAUUGGGGCGCAGCCAGAAGGGGAGGGGUCUAAUGGGGCCAGUCCUGGGUACCCAGGUUAUCACACUCUGCCUCAUAGCCGUGGACACAGACCACGGCCACAGUCGGAGUACUUUGGAGCUCACGGACAGGCCCUGGAGCAGAUCAGCCCAUACCAGGGUGGCAGUGGGGAGGACCUCAACUUCCAGAGGCCUAAACUACCCACGCUGGCCCAGCAUCGCUUUCGACGGGUGGACUUCCUCUCUGCUAUGCUCACCGGCGCCGCCACCCUUCCACCACUCCAAACCUCCUUUGAGGUUGAUUCCAGAACAUGUGUUGAGCAGGAUCAGGAUGGGAAUGUGGAUGCUGCUGAGGUCGGGGCUGGGGCUGGGGCAGUGUCCAGCGGUGAUGGGAGCCCCAAGAGCAGCGAGCACAGCCAAGAGGGUGAUGAUGGAGCUCCCUCUACUCUCCUUGCAGACGAGCCUCCUCAGGAAUACCCUCGCCGGGCCUCUUCAGGAAUGGGGUUUGGUGGUGAUCCGGACCUGGAGCUGGAGGAAGGCUCCAAGACCCUGGUGCUCUUUUCCCCUGGAGACGUGAGGAGGUCCCUUGCCGUGGUGGGUGAUCUGCCCCCGGACGAUGCCGGGAGUCACCAGGGGACGCUGGCAGCCAUCACACCCCAGUGCGAGAGAGCUCUGGGACCUCUGGGAAGCCUGCUGGACGUGUCUGAGCCAGGUACUUUGUUCUCGCAGUUGAAGUCCGAGCCCAAACCGCCUUCGACGGCCAUCUCCGCCAUCCUGGUCAAUGUGGCGCCCAAUGUUGUUACUCCCACCAGCACCUCCCCUCCUUUCACCAAAGUAGAGCGGACAUUCGUACACAUUGCCGAGACUACCCACCAUAAUGUGAUGAGCUCCUCAGGGACUCUGCAGCUCAGGCUGCUGCUCCCUGGGCUGGUUGAGGAGCCCACAGACGAACAGGAGAACCACUCGGAGGAAGAGAAAGAGCAGGAUGUCUUAGAUGGAGAGAAAGAGAGGAGCAGGGAGAGCAGAUCCGAUGUGGACCGUUCAGACUUUGAGAAGGAGAGGGAAAGUGGAUCUGAGGGCGAGGUUCCAAACAGAGACAGUGAAGAGGGGAGGGAGAGUGGAUCUGAGGGCAAGGUUCCAAACAGAGACAGUGAAGAGGGGAGGGAGAGUGGAUCUGAGGGCAAUGUUCCAAACGGAGACAGUGAAGAGGGGAGGGAGAGUGGAUCUGAGGGCAAGGUUCCAAACAGAGACAGUGAAGAGGGGAGGGAGAGUGGAUCUGAGGGCAAGGUUCCAAACAGAGACAGUGAAGAGGGGAGGGAGAGUGGAUCUGAGGGCAAGGAUCCAAACAGAGACAGUGAAGAGGGGAGGGAGAGUGGAUCUGAGGGCAAGGUUCCAAACAGAGACAGUGAAGAGGGGAGGGAGAGUGGAUCUGAGGGCAAGGUUCCAAACAGAGACAGUGAAGAGGGGAGGGAGAGUGGAUCUGAAGGGGAGUUCCAAAAGACAUACGACGUACAGAGGAGGGAGAGUGGAUCAGAAAGCAAUGUCUUUGAGAAAGACGAGGAAGGGGACGAAGUGAGCAGGUUUGAGGAGGAGGAAGAGGAGAAGAGAGAGAGUAGGUCAAAGGAGGAAGAUCCCGAGAGAGAAAUCCCAGGUUCCCCAGAGAGAGACAACAGGACUAAGGAGGAGGAAAAGGAUGUUGCAAAGAAAGAGGUUGAGGAGUUAAUCCCCCCAGAAAAAGAGAUGGAAGAAGAGCCAGAACUUGGGGACGAAGCCCAGCCAGCGAUCCAGUCAAACCUCUCCUCUCCCAUUCUUCGUGGCCAAGAAGAAUCUGAAGCCCAGGAUAUCCUGGCCAUUUCAAUAGAAACCAAGUUAGAGUCUGAAACAGAGGACACCCCUAUUGUCGUUUCGCCUGAGAUGGAGCCUGCCCAAGACGUGAUGUUAGCAGAGAAGGAGAGCCAGAUCCAUCUCGAACAAAACAAUGAGGUUUCUCCACAGGAGGAACCCAAGGACCCUGGUGAUCCAGAAAAAUUGGCAGAGGCCAGCAAACAGACCAGGCCUCAGAAAAUUAGCCGAAUCCCGGUUCUCUCUCGGUCUGAGGAGGACACCAGCUCGGACCAGGACCAGUCGGCGGCGUCCCAGUCAUUCAAGUCUCGUCAGAGGGCCAAGCGACCUCACCUAGCCCGGCUGGUCAUGGAAAGGAGGCAAGGUCGCAUGCUAAGACUGGCUUCUGUUUCCUCUGCGUCCUCUGCGGAUGAUGGCUGUAAAGUUCCAGCAGAGAUCCAGUCAGAGGAAGACACCCAUGAUGAGGACAACUAUCUGCCCAGGAAGGAGAGGGGAAUUUGGGGGGAGAGGAGUGAGGGGCGUCAAAGGAGCAGAAUACCCCGUCCUGUCACGGCUGUUAAGCUACAGGGAUCCUCUGUUACACCAUUUCAUGCUGUCUCCCAAACUGGCCCCAGUGCUAAUCUCCACAAACCCCAACUUUCAACUAUAUAUGCUAGGCAUCAAUCUCACAAAACUAGGACCCCAAGAAUAAAUGUUCCACUGCACCAGAGGUCCCAGACUCUGCAGUCCCGACCCGGACCCGGGACCAACUCCUCCUUAUUCUCCACCCCCCAGACCCCCCUGCGUGGGGUCAUCUCCCGAACCCCUCUCUCUGCAUGCCCCUCCCCCCGUAGCCUCAGCACCUCCCCCUGUUGCUACUCCACUUCCCGGACCGACAGCCCCUCCCCUCAGCGCCCACGCCGGGGGGCUGCAGUUACAGAAGUCCGGAGGCAGCUCAUAUCCGUGCGGGCGCAGACUGCACUUCCUCUAAAACCCAGACCGCCUCAAACCGAUGAUUCCUCAGCCCCUGGGACGCCCAGGAGGCGAGGCAAACUUUACCCGUUGUCAUCUACAUCCAUACCCACCAAGGGGAAGUCAGAUGCUUCUGAGAGCAAGACAACCACCAGAUAAUAUAGCCUAGCUUAGUGUAUCAGGGCUAUCUAUCCACCAGACCACCCACAAUGCACUUCACACACCCCUUUAUCUACUGUAUGUCAGAGUAACUCCACGACCUCAAACGUGUUUGUGCAAAAACACUAUGUUUCAACUCUCAGCUUAAGAUAACAAAGAGGGGUCUGCUUCUAAUCACAGUUAAGGCCAAGAACAAAACCAGUAAUAGAGAGCACCAGGCAGCGGUGAGACCCCCAAUGCCACAGACUAGGGAAGUUGGUGUGACCCCCAAUGCCACAGACUAGGGAAGUUGGUGUGACCGCCAAUGCCACAGACUAGGGAAGUGGGUGUGACCCCCAACGCCACAGACUAGGGAAGUGGGUGAGACACCCAAUGCCACAGACUAGGGAAGUGGGUGAGACACCCAAUGCCACAGACUAGGGAAGUUGGUGUGACCCCCAAUGCCACAGACUAGGGAAGUUGGUGUGACCCCCAAUGCCACAGACUAGGGAAGUGGGUGUGACCCCCAAUGCCACAGACUAGGGAAGUGGGUGAGACACCCAAUGCCACAGACUAGGGAAGUGGGUGUGACCCCCAAUGCCACAGAAUAGGGAAGUGGGUGUGACCCCCAAUGCCACAGACUAGGGAAGUUGGUGUGACCCCCAAUGCCACAGACUAGGGAAGUGGGUGUGACCCCCAAUGCCACAGACUAGGGAAGUGGGUGUGACCCCCAAUGCCACAGACUAGGGAAGUAGGUGUGACCCCCAAUGCCACAGACUAGGGAAGUGGGUGUGACCCCCCAAUGCCACAGACUAGGGAAGUGGGUGUGACCCCCAAUGCCACAGACUAGGGAAGUGGGUGUGACCCCCAAUGCCACAGACUAGGGAAGUGGGUGUUUGUUACCUCCUCCUGCAGCUGAGGCCUCCCUGCACCUGUCUGGGAACUUGUUCCUUAGCAGGGUUCGAAUUACACAUUGACUCUUGGGGCUCUGCACGAUGAUGGUGCCCAAUGUCCAUAUCGAUUGUGGGGUGCCUGAUUUGUUAUGUGGUUCCACUAGCCUCCCCUAGCCCCCCUGUGAUUCUGACUCAGUACAGCAGCCCUCGUAUGCCUUAAUAAGACCUGUUCUAAGACCAGUUCUUGUCUACUCCUCCCAUCACUAACGCUUCCAGGGAAGAAAAAAAACUGCAACAGCAGAGCAGCAGCCUCCUCUGUUCUCACUUACUAGUUUGCUUAAAGAAGUGCUUUAAAUUAAAAUGAUUACGUGGGAUAUGAAAAUAAUAUAUAGCUAAAUUAUAGGAUGAACGUUAUUUAGGUCAGACCACGGAUAGUAGUUUAGGUAACACUUGACGUUCCUUCUUAUGAAGAGUUCUGAACUGUUAUAUUGCGUUAUAAGCGUUCAUAGCACCUUAUAGAAGUCAUGGAGCAUUAUGAAACUACAAUAAAGCAAUAAGGUACCAGAGACUGUUAUAUAAUAUGAAUAUCUCUCUCAUGCCUUAUUACUUGAUUGUCAAGUUUCACAAUGCUCAAUGACUGCAUCUAUGAGAUUCUAUUAAGGUUUUAAAAGCAUUAUAACACUUUCCAAGGUGCUUUGAGUAAAGUUACCGUCAUGUAGAUAAUAAUCAGGGACUGGUAAAUCUGCAUUUUGGAAUGAAAACCUGUGCCACGAUAUAGUAGUAUACAGUCUCAUAAAGCCCUAUGAAGGUGUUCAUAAGACAAUAUCACACUUCACCAGGAGCUGCUUCAAGUGCUGCUAAAUGUUUCAUGCAGUAGGCCAAUAUCUCUGUUUAAACUAAGGGUGACGCUUUAAAUUAAGGUACCUUUAUUGUAAAGUGUUACCAAAAUAAGUGUCAUUAUUCCUCUGUCUUUUUCAUUGAGAUAGAAAAGGAUUUUGAGGUAAUCGAAAUGAAUGCAUAAAGUCGAUGUACUUGUGGCUUUGUAAUGGUCAGCAUGUGUUCUUGUCUACGUUCUUGAAACGGUUCACCCAGAUAUGAUCAUGAGUGGCUUUUAUUUUGGAGGAGUUAAUUAGAUGUACCUACAGAGUCCCAAAUGGCUCUUUAUUCCCAAUUUAGUGCACUACUUUUGACCAGAGCCCAUAGGGAGUAGGUUGCCAUUUGAGGCUCAUAUUAAAUCAGAAGCACAUUUAAAGAUAGAUACUGUGGAAUGUGUCCAAAUUAACAUGAUUUCUGUUAUUGUUGUAUUAGGGACUGUACUUUAUUUAUAAUGAGGGAUACCUGGAGGAAAUCAGACCUCUCUGAAAAGAAAAUGGAUGGCCCUCCCUUCAGUAAAAAAUAUUGCACACUUGAAAAAACACUAGUGACCUUCCCCUAUACCCAAAAUAAUAAUUCAAACAAAGUGGAUAGCAGACAACAUGCCUAAUGUUUACCCUCACUCGUAGGACAGAUAGCCUUAGAUAUGCAGUUUUAGAAACUGUAAGCAUUACAUGAAACCGUUUCGUAAGCAUUACAUGGCUAAGUAGCAAGGGCGGUGGGCCAGAAGGUUGUGGAUUCGCAGACCACUGUGGACAAGAGUAGUGGUGAAAAGCUCUGCUUUAUAAUAAAAGCACUGCAUGAAUCUAUCAUCUUAUUUGCAGUUCUGAGAAAAAAAUAGCCUUUUAUCAACUCAGAAGCAGAAUUUCGUCUAAUACCUCAACAGUGCAUGACAACGAAUGAGCGCAUGCUGCAGCACAGGAGACGUUUUGAUUUCUAUACGCUAUUGUUAAAAAAAGAGGAUCGUCUUCAGUUUGGAACAGUUUGGAACAGUGCUAAAGUUGUCUAUCAACUGUAAACAUGUAGAACAACCGAACCAGUUAUGACUGAGUAUCUGAUCAUCAAUGAAUUAGAGAAAAAUGCAUUUGUUUUUUAACACAGCAGCCGCAGAUCUUCAGGUAGGCCUAUAUGCACUUGCAACUUUAUUCAAUUGUGAAACUAUCAUUUUCUAAUUCAUUCUAUUGUAUUCUGUUACAUUCCUGUUACAAAAUAGACAUGCAUAGCUCACCGCAUGAUCCUCAAACCAAAGACGGGCCAAACUCAUGUUUCUAAAAGUCAAUUCAAAGGCACUGUAGAAUGACAGUGUAGCCCAAUUAGGAAUUUUUCGUUUCAUUGAUAUUUCAUUCUAAGUAAUUAUUUUAAACAGCCUUAAUGAAAAAUGUAUAGGCAUGUUGUUAAAGUGCUGUUGUUGAUGUGCUGUUGAAAUGCUGUCCACUCCUGCCUGCCUGUAGCUUGUCACAAAUCCUUCACAAUGUAUUUCUUAAAUAGCAGACUAGACCCUUAUACAGAAACCCAGGCUAAAACCCCAAACAGCAAGCAAUGCAGAUGUAAAAGCACGGUAGCU